CCUCUUUGGCCUAAUCAAAUUACAAAAUGGCCGUGUUCAAGGCGAAGAUCAUGAAGCCGGAAGGCGAGCAUGCUGAUGAGUUUGAACUUUCCAUUUCCCAGGCUCUUCUUGAGCUUGAAAUGAACUCUGACCUGAAGAGUCAGUUGAGGGAGCUGUUUAUAUCGGGAGCAAAGGAGCUUGAUGUUGGCAACAGAAAAGCAAUCAUCAUCUUUGUUCCAGUACCACAGCUGCGAGCAUUCCAAAAGGUUCAAACUAGGCUUGUGCGGGAAUUGGAGAAGAAAUUUAGUGGCAAACAUGUAGUGUUUAUUGCUCAGAGGAGAAUUCUACCAAAACCGACAAGAAAGUCAAGAAAUAAAGGAAAGCAGAAGCGUCCACGAAGCAGAACUUUAACAGCUGUUCAUGAAAACAUCUUGGAAGAUUUAGUUUUCCCUUCGGAGAUUGUUGGAAAGAGGAUGCGAGUAAAGCUGGAUGGCUCUAGGAUAGUCAAAGUUCAUCUUGAUAAAGCCCAGCAGACAACUGUUGAACACAAGCUUGACACCUACUCAGCCGUCUACAAGAAACUGACGGGAAAAGAAGUUCACUUCCAGUUUCCUGACUACAUCCUAUAAACGUAAAUUGAUCACAAAAGUUAAAAACACAAGUCGCAAAUGGAAUGGUCGAUGAAUGAGAAAAUGUCGUAAUAAAAAAAUUGUAAAAUACCUA
Anneissia japonica is the source of this 702-nucleotide messenger RNA. Its product is annotated as 40S ribosomal protein S7-like. Gene Ontology annotation, molecular function: structural constituent of ribosome. Gene Ontology annotation, cellular component: cytosolic small ribosomal subunit; 90S preribosome; ribosome. The coding region runs from base 27 to 608 and encodes 193 amino acids. The record is from RefSeq and is a predicted model, not a curated record. The transcript is spliced from 5 exons. Gene Ontology annotation, biological process: translation; rRNA processing; ribosomal small subunit biogenesis. NCBI's taxonomy places the organism in Eukaryota, Metazoa, Echinodermata, Crinoidea, Comatulida, Comatulidae.